AUGGAAGGCUUGCUUGUUAAUAGAGCCACAACAGGAAGAUUUUAUAUCUUUCAAUGCUUUUCCAGGUUCUUAAGUCCCCUGUCUGCUGUUCCCCUGGUUGCUCUGUCUGGCUUUGGGCUCUAUGAAUUUGGUUUUCCUGUGCUUGCCAAAUGCAUAGAGAUUGGACUACCACAGAUCAUCCUUCUCUUAAUCUUUUCACAGUAUAUACCUCAUAUGAUACAUGGGGAGCGGCAUGUGUUUGACCGCUUUGCUGUCAUAUUCUCAGUUGUGAUUGUUUGGAUUUACGCUCACCUGCUUACUGUUGGUGGGGCAUAUAAGAACACAGGACCUAAAACUCAACUGAGCUGCCGAACUGAUCGUGCUGGGAUUAUAGGCGCUGCCCCUUGGAUAAGAGUCCCAUAUCCUUUUCAAUGGGGAGCUCCCUCAUUUGAUGCUGGUGAAGCUUUUGCUAUGAUGGCAGCUUCAUUUGUUGCUCUAGUAGAGUCUACUGGUGUCUUCAUUGCCGUUUCAAGAUAUGCAAGUGCAACUCCAUUGCCCCCUUCCAUUCUUAGCCGUGGUAUUGGUUGGCAGGGAGUUGGCAUUCUCUUCUCUGGGAUAUUUGGAACUGGGAAUGGAUCGUCUGUUUCUGUUGAGAAUGCUGGUUUGUUGGCACUGACACGUGUAGGCAGUCGAAGAGUUGUCCAGAUAUCUGCAGGGUUCAUGAUCUUCUUCUCCAUUCUUGGAAAAUUUGGAGCUGUGUUUGCUUCAAUACCAUCUCCAAUUAUUGCAGCUUUAUAUUGUCUUUUCUUUGCGUAUGUGGGUUCUGCGGGACUCGGCUUCCUUCAAUUCUGUAAUUUAAACAGCUUCAGAACGAAGUUUAUAUUAGGUUUCUCUGUUUUCAUGGGUUUGUCCAUACCACAGUACUUCAACGAGUACACAGCAGUUAAUGGUUAUGGUCCAGUUCACACUGGAGCCAGAUGGUUCAAUGACAUGAUAAACGUGCCAUUCUCAUCUGAGGCAUUUGUUGCUGGUUUAUUGGCGAUGAUCCUUGAUGUCACAUUGCACCGGAAAGACAGUACGACUAGGAAGGAUCGUGGCAUGCACUGGUGGGACAGGUUCCGAUCGUUCAGAACAGAUACAAGAAGCGAGGAGUUCUAUCGCUUGCCCUUCAAUCUCAACAAGUUCUUCCCAUCGGUGUGA
Messenger RNA from Theobroma umbraticum, 1179 nucleotides. It is a transcript of the gene NAT8, whose product is annotated as nucleobase-ascorbate transporter 8. The record is from RefSeq and is a predicted model, not a curated record. Gene Ontology annotation, molecular function: transmembrane transporter activity. Gene Ontology annotation, biological process: transmembrane transport. Gene Ontology annotation, cellular component: membrane. Lineage: Eukaryota; Viridiplantae; Streptophyta; Magnoliopsida; Malvales; Malvaceae.